Lucilia cuprina (Australian sheep blowfly) is the source of this 1582-nucleotide messenger RNA. RefSeq lists its product as uncharacterized. Lineage: Eukaryota; Metazoa; Arthropoda; Insecta; Diptera; Calliphoridae. The record is from RefSeq and is a predicted model, not a curated record. The transcript has 3 exons. The coding region runs from base 248 to 1432 and encodes 394 amino acids.
GCAAAUGUCCAUGUCCCGUGAAACAUUGAAUAAACAUUUUUUUUAAAGGCUUCGAAAAUUUAUGGAAUAAUUUUCCAAAUAAUCAGCAAAGUGUAAAGCGAUUGCAAUGGCUAUAAAUAGUCCAUAUCUUUACUUCUCUAGUGGGUCAUUCCUGUUGCUGGAGUAACUUAAAAACUCGAACAAAACAAUAUGAUUUAUAAAACAUUAAAGGAUUAAUGAUUUGCUCAUUGUAAAUUUGAAUUGCAAAAUGAGCAGCCGUGAAAGAAAUAAGGAGAGUUGUAAACGUUGGCGAGAAAAGUUAAAGGAAGAUGAAAUAAAGUUCGAAAGUAAUAGAUUAAAGAACAAUGAAAGAAUGAGAAUUCAUAGGCAAUUGUUAAAAGAUAUGGCUGAAGGAAAUGACGAUCUAAUUGAAAAGAAAAGACGUUAUGAUCGUCUACGUAAGAGACGUUAUCGAGAGAAGCUUGCACGAAUGCGAAUUGAAAAACAAACAAUGGAUGAAAGCUCAGGACCACCAAAUUACAAAAGAACCACAGACAAGCAGUACAGCUUAUUGAAACACAAAAUGGCAAUACUUAUGAAUCAAAUAAAAGAUUCCAAUAAUGUUGGUUCCAAUAAAAAGCAUAAUAUCUAUUGGGAAGAAUUAACACAAAGUUUAAAUAAGCUUGGACCACCCUACCGGACAUUACAACAAUGGAAAAAGGUUUGGUCCGACUUUAGACGUGCGGAAAAUAGACGAAAAUUUAAAUUGAAAUCUGUCAGUAAAUCGAAAUAUGAUACACAAAACUUUAGCUAUAGUAAUGAUGAAGCGGAGGACACUACAGAAUACCGAUACGAAAGUGUGCCCAACAGCGAACAAAAACAAACUAUAAAAACUGAAACUGAAGAUUAUGAUGGUCAUCAUAACAACCAAACAGUACAAGCAACUUUUGCUAAUGAGUAUGACAACGAAUAUUCCUAUCCAGAUGAAGAACCUUUAGAAGAAUCUUAUGCUGAUGAUACACAAUUAUUUAUACCCGCAGAAACCUCUUGCAAUUCAUUUAGUUAUAGCCAGUCUAAAGCAACAGCACAACAGCAAAUACCUUUUCAACAGUCGGAAAAUAUUCAUCAAUUCUCUAAACCACCUCCUCUACAACCCUCAAAUGCCCGUCCCUUUGAUCAAACCUUUUAUACGCUACACAACCAAAUGGAACAUCAGACUAAACUGUUAGAACAUCUAACACAAAUGUCCAGUACCAUGACAAAUCUAAUGGAACAACAAGUUUUGGCAGUGGAAAAACAAACUGAAGCCAUAAAACGUCAAGCUUCUGCUACGGAGCAUCAUACACGAGCCAUGCAGAGUUUUAUCGAUAUGAUUAGAGAAAAAAUGCUAAAGGGUAGUUCCGCACAGAAAUCGACUAGUUCUGCUGCAAACUUAGCAAAGAAUAUUUUGUAAAAAUUUUGAUAUUAGUUAUUUUCGUUUUACUAUUAAUUUAUUAUAACUUUUUUUAGUUAUUAGUUUAUUAAUGAAUACAAAAUCUGUAAUGAAGUACAGAGCAUUUAACUUUAUAUACUUUUGGUAAUAAAUAUUUUCUUUUAAAACUAA